Drosophila ficusphila is the source of this 551-nucleotide messenger RNA. RefSeq names its product protein FAM98B. Bases 40 to 348 code for a protein of 102 amino acids. The transcript has a single exon. NCBI's taxonomy places the organism in Eukaryota, Metazoa, Arthropoda, Insecta, Diptera, Drosophilidae. The record is from RefSeq and is a predicted model, not a curated record.
ACUUCUGAGCCAGUUCCAGCUACAGAUAUCUAGUUCAUCAUGCGCUUCGCUCUGCUCGCUGUCUUCCUCUUCGGAGUGAUCUUUGCAAUUGUGUCCGCCGGUGGAAGCGGCGGAGGAGGAGGCGGUGGCCAAGGAGGCUGGCAGAAGAAUGGAGGUGGAGGAGGUGGCCAAGGAGGCUGGCAACAGGGAGGAGGUGGCCAUAAGCAAGGAGGAGGAGGCGGCGGUGGCCAAGGAGGUUGGCAGAAGGGCGGUGGCGGCGGUGGCAAGCAUGGAGGCGGUGGAGGAGGUGGUGGCAAGCAUGGAGGCGGCGGAGGAGGUGGUGGCAAGCACGGCGGUGGCGGUUGGUAAAUCCCAAAGAUCCUCGAACGAAACACUGAAAAUACUCCAGCGGCUACUCAAAUUCUGAUGCAACGUAUCACUUUAAAAUCUUUCUUCAGCAUUGCUGAUCUCCUAACAACAAAACCUCUUUGUUCUGAGCUCAAUUGUUUUAAACUAGCAACAUUUUUUCUUUCUCUUAUUUGAAUAAAUAUUUCGUCUUGCAAAUCACAAAA